UUCGCAUACCACUGGCGCCUCUUCUUCGCACACGAACGCGGAACGUCUGUCGAGUUGCAGACGGCCCUGAUGAGCGUCCAGUACAGGUCGGCGAUCACUCUAGCGCUGAGCAGGCCAUACCUCGUAACGAAUCGAGGUGUCCAGACGGCCCUGCAGCUGCGCUGCGCCAGGAAAUGGACCGUACAGCAACUCAUUGAUUACGUGGUGGGAGGGAAGCAGAGACACAAGUUUCGUUUUGACAUCGCAAACGGGAGCGGGUGUGCUUUCUGGUGCUUGACCGUGAUAUGGGACUUAGAGGAGACGGGGAUGUUUGAGAGAGGGACGACGGCAGCGGCGCAGAAACAUCGAGACGAUUUGCGCAUCAACGAUCCUCGUAGCUUGCCCGUGCAAAUGCCUCGCGGAUUCUUCUAUGCACGAACUCGUAAAGAGGCUCACGUCCGUCCUCCUCCGCCCGCAGGCAAGUGUUUGACCAAACUCGUUGCAGCAAUUUGA
This is a messenger RNA of Rhodofomes roseus, 492 nucleotides long. RefSeq lists its product as uncharacterized. The annotation marks the transcript as partial. Lineage: Eukaryota; Fungi; Basidiomycota; Agaricomycetes; Polyporales; Fomitopsidaceae. The record is from RefSeq and is a predicted model, not a curated record. The transcript has a single exon.